AUGAAAAACGCAUUUAAAUUUCUCUUUGUGUUUCUAUGUAUCAUUAUCACCGAAACUGCAAUAACUAAUAAAUCAAAAAAUGUUCUGAUACUCCUAGCGGAUGAUGGAGGAUUUGAACUUGGAGCAUAUGGAAACAAAAUCUGCCAAACCCCAAACAUAGAUGCUCUUGCACGCCAAAGUGUCCUAUUCGACAAUGCCUUCACAUCUGUGAGCAGCUGCUCUCCUAGUCGUGCAGCACUUCUAACGGGUCAGCCGAGCCACCAGAAUGGCAUGUACGGUUUGCAUCAUGGAGUGCAUCACUUCAACUCAUUUGAAAAUGUUACAAGCUUGCCCAAUCUGCUCCGCGAGCAUGGAAUAUUUACUGGUAUUAUUGGCAAAAAGCAUGUGGGUCCAAGCAGCGUUUACAAGUUUGAUUAUGAGCAGACAGAAGAAAACAAUCAUAUCAAUCAAGUGGGGAGAAAUAUUACUCAUAUAAAGAUGUUAUCAAAAGAAUUCCUUCAUCGGGCAAAUGAGAUGAACAAGCCAUUUCUUCUGUAUGUGGCGUUCCACGACCCGCAUCGCUGCAGCCACAGUGAGAUCGAGUAUGGCGCGUUCUGUGAGCGCUGGGGGUCGGGCGAGAUCGGUGCCGGUCUCAUCCCUGACUGGAAACCCUGGUACUACCAGUGGGACGAAGUGGCUCUGCCUUAUCACGUACAGGACACAGAAGCGGCCAGAAGAGAUAUUGCAGCGCAAUACACCACCAUGUCUAGGCUCGAUCAAGGCGUCGCCUUGGUGCUCAAGGAGUUGGAGGCUUCGGGCCACAAGGAGGACACUCUGGUGCUGUACUCGUCCGACAACGGCAUUCCGUUCCCCUCGGGCCGCACCAAUCUGUACGACUCGGGAUUACGGGAACCACUGCUCAUCUCUUCACCGGAGCCGAGCGCCAGAAGGAACGAGGUCUCUCACGCUAUGGUCAGCUCGUUGGACGUCUUUCCCACCGUGCUGGACUGGUUCGGCAUCCCGGCCGAAGAGCCGUCUAGCAACGACAUCUGGUCCGCCGACGCACCGAAGUCUCUGCUGCGGAUUUUGGAAAAGGAGCCCGCCGGCCACGACGACGAGGCGGCCUUCGCGUCGCAGACGCACCACGAGAUCACCAUGUACUACCCGAUGCGGGCGGUACGCACGCGCUCGCACAAGUUGAUCCACAACCUCAACUUCGCGAUGCCGUUCCCCAUCGAUCAGGACCUGUACGCGUCGGCGACCUUCCAAGAUAUCUUGAACCGUACCCGCGCCCGUCAGCCGCUGCCUUGGUACAAGACGCUGAAGCGCCACUACUACCGGCCGCAGUGGGAGCUGUACGACGUGCGCGCCGACCCCGCCGAGCUGCGUAACCUGCACGGCAAGCCGAAGCUGACCGCCCUCGAAGCCACGCUGCGGGAGCGACUUCGCGCCUGGCAGAGGCGCACGGGCGACCCUUGGCUGUGCGCGCCCGACGCCGUGCUCGUGCGCACGCCCGCCUCGCCCGACGACGUCUGCUCCGCCCUCGACAACGGGCUCGCCGCCUACUUGCACUGA
Molecule: messenger RNA, 1554 nt
Organism: Pieris macdunnoughi
Lineage: Eukaryota; Metazoa; Arthropoda; Insecta; Lepidoptera; Pieridae
Source: the annotation of a GenBank genome assembly